Molecule: messenger RNA, 2269 nt
Organism: Culex pipiens pallens (northern house mosquito)
Lineage: Eukaryota; Metazoa; Arthropoda; Insecta; Diptera; Culicidae
Gene: Swip-1
Product: EF-hand domain-containing protein D2 homolog
Exons: 4
Coding region: 531-1109 (192 amino acids)
Molecular function (GO): calcium ion binding
Source: RefSeq, a predicted model, not a curated record
ACUUCUACUUUCAACCAAAGUAGACGCACAAGUGCUCUGUAUCGCAAAACAGGCAAACAAGCAAAAAAAAAAUCAACAACAUUGUUUUCCUUUAAACAAUCAGGCGGCUCUCAGGUCAAGUAGGCUGGGUAGUAAAUCACACGACCCCCCGCUCGCAGGUGUGGCGUACAAAGUCAAUGUUAAGGAGCCUACUGUGAUUUGCAUUUACAAGUGCGUGAGGAGCGCGCGAGCGAAAAACGGUGCACAAUACCUCCAAGUUCAUCGGCGUUGGUGUCGAACGCGAUUUAAUUAGCGGUGCAUUUCUCAUCACAGAGCAAAAAACGUGCAAUAAUUGGGGGGGAAAAAUCUGCACAAUAAGUGAGAACAAGACAGCUCGCGGUGUGGUUGUUGUGUGUAUAUUCUUGUUUAGUGUAAUUGUACGUCUCUGUUGUAUUGUGUGUAACGUCCUGUGAAACAGAAAGAAGCGCAGCAAAAAAGUUGUAUUGAUUUCCAAUAGAAAAGGAGGAAAAAACCUACAAAACAGUACAAAAAUGUCAGACGAGCUGUCCUCCAUCCUCAACCGCCGCCAGGCCAUCAACGACGCACUGGAAAACGGCCAAGAAGUAAAGCACACCUACCGGGUAGUGAACAUCUACACGGAGUUUCACGAGUUCUCGCGGAAGGAGAUCAAGGAAUACCAGACCACGUUCUCCAAGUACGACGUCGGCAACGAUGGCUUUCUAGAUCUGGCCGAGCUUAAGUUUAUGAUGGAGAAGCUCGGUGCCCCACAGACUCAUCUCGGUCUCAAGGGAAUGAUCGCGGAAGUGGACGAGGAUAAGGACGGCAAGAUUUCGUUCCGCGAGUUUCUGCUCAUUUACAGGAAAGCCCGCGCCGGCGAACUGGUGUCCGAUUCCGGCCUCGGCCAGCUGGCCCGCCUCACCGAGAUCAACGUGGACGAGGUCGGCGUGAACGGGGCAAAGAACUUUUUCGAGGCCAAAAUCGAGCAGCAACUGAUGACGAACAAGUUCCACGACGAAAUCAGGCAAGAGCAGGAAGAGAAACGCCGGAUGGAGGAGGAACGUAUUCUCCGACGGCAGCAAUUCCAGCAGCGUGCGGCCGUUUUCCAGUAGAGACAGAGCGAAGGAAUUGUGCAUGUUUGUCACGUGCUGCAGUAGAAGGAGAAGGAGAACUCACACUUCUCUGUAAAUGUGUUGUACAUGUUUAAACUUAGUCACAGUUUAGGGUUUUAGCUUGCUUUAAGUUUAAGUUUUAUUGUGUCAGACCAAGAAACGCAAAUGUGUCAUUUCAGUUUUAGUUGAUAUUUUACCUGGUUUAGUGAGAAAUCGUUCAUUAUCAACAACAAAAAAAAAUACAAAACACGUAAUCGAUUGCUUUCAAAGAGAAAUAAAAGAAUUGUGAUAAUGAGGAAUCAAAGGAAUCUAGCAAAAGAAAGGGUGAAACACUAGGUAGAUAGAUCAAGAAUGGAUGGCCAUAUUUUGCCUAUUCCCUUGUGGUUAGGAGGCAAACUCAAUAAAAAAGGGAAAGGCACCCACAAAGCAAACAGCACCUCUCCCAUUUUAUUUUAUUCCACUAUUUUAUUCGCUGAUUUUAUGUUUACGUUUAAGUUUAAGUCACUCGCUUUGUGCUUCUACUGUUAAACUCAACCAACAAAAAAAAAAAACAAAAAACAAACGGCUUCGUCCAUUUUAAGACACAACUUCACACACUCACACAGUUUAUCAUUAGGAGUUACGUACCGUAAACUGGGGUCAAUCGGGACACAUGGGGCGAAUCGGGACAGCAGUUUUAACCAUGUUGGAGCACUAAAUUUUGAUUUUUCUGGUUGGUUUCGGUUAGAACAGACUCAGGCCAACAAAAUGUGUACAUCCAUUUCCAAAUUUAAAAGCUUUAAGUGCUCUAAAAACUGCUGUCCCUAUUCAGACUGUAGUCCCGAUUUACCCCAGAUUACGGUAACGGAAAGGUAUCAAAAAAACAAGUUUUGAGGAGAGAAAAAACGAAAACCAAGCUCAGCUCAAAAGUAGCGAGAAAUAUAUUUUUGAUAUUUGAGGAUUUGUGAACGAUUGCGUGCGACGAACGUGAGUGCAAAGUAGCAAAUGCGAACGGUAUUGAGUCCGGGUUAGGAAAAAAUACCUUAACUUUAGAGUUGUAGAGUUUGUGAAAGGUGAACCACCCAACCACCCACACACUUAGACCGUAAGUUUGUUGUGUGUUUUCGUGGCAUAAAUGUACCGAAAGAGUUACAGAAUAAAUGUUUCAGUUCACCAAUGUC